GGACAAGGCUGGUGGGUAUGGAAUCCAGGCACUUGGUGGAAUGUUAGUUGAGUACGUCCACGGAGACUUCCUGAAUGUGGUGGGAUUUCCUCUGAAUCACUUCUGCAAAAAGCUAGCAGAAUUGUACUAUCCACCCUCCAAACAUAAUGUACAACAUAAAAAGUAUGACUCUAUCCCUUCUGUGGACACUUUUGAGAACCUAAGUGAUGGAGAAGGUGAAUCCUCGAGUUUCACAGAGCACAAAGAUGCUAGUAAGUUGGAGAGCAGUGGGAUGUCUUCCUCGGGAGCUACUUACAAAUCUGACAACUGUUCUAGUGUCAGAGCUGGUUUUAUGGUACCUUUGGAAAAUCAGAAUGGAGUGUCGGAAAGUGCAGUAAAACUUCCAUCUAAAAUUCUUGAGCUGAUGGAUGGUUUUAGAGCUUCAAAGGCUCUGUUUGUAGCCUCUAAGCUGAAGGUGUUUGAUCAUAUGAAGGAUAAAGGUCCACUAAAGGCUGUGGAUAUUUCAAAUGAGGUUGGAGCAUCUGUGUGUGGAACAGAAAGACUCCUUGAUGCAUGUGCUGCUCUUGGAUUGCUGGAGAAAACACCACAAGGCUACAGUAAUACAGAUUCAGCAAAUACCUACCUGACCUCAGAUGGUGCAUAUUCACUUCAUGGCUACAUUAUCCACUCUAAUGACCACCUUUGGCCUCUCUUCACAAACUUGGAGUCUGCUGUCAAAGAAGGCAGCAGGCAGAACCAUCGAGCCUUUGGAAAGAAAGCAGAGGAUUUGUUUAAGGUCUAUUAUCACAGCCAGGAGGCGAAGCAACGUUUUAUGGCUGCCAUGCAUAGCAUUGCCCACCUGACAGCAAGAGAUGUGGCUACAGCAUUUGAUCUUUCACAGUUUAAAUCUGCUUGUGAUUUAGGAGGUUGCACUGGAGCUCUGGCUCAUGAAUUAACACAAAUAUACCCAAAUCUCAAGGUCACAGUAUUUGACCUUCCGGAAGUCAUUUCAAACAUCUCUAACUUUCAGCCUUCAGGCCAACAUGCUGCUCAAGUGACAUUUGUCUCAGGUGACUUCUUCAAGGAUAAUCUUCCAGAAGCCGACCUUUAUAUCCUUUCACGUGUUCUUCAUGACUGGCCUGAUGAAAAGAUACAUGUUCUAUUAAGCAAGAUAUCAGCUGUUUGCAAACCAGGCUGUGGGGUUUUGCUGGCUGAAAUGGUGUUGGACGAUGAGAAGAAGAACAGGAGUGCAGCUCUGCUGCAAUCUUUGAACAUGCUGGUGCAGACAGAGGGAAAGGAGAGAAGUGGCUCCGAAUAUCGAGGCCUACUGGAACAACAUGGAUUCACAAAUGUCAAAAUCCGAUUGACGGGGAAUUUGUUAGAUGCCAUUCUCUGUGUUAAGACCUAGGAAAAAAAUGGAUUUAGUAAUAAAAUCUGGCUGUCUCUUGUCAUGUUUGAUGCUUUGAAAUUAUGCAAAUACAUUCUCAGUUUCCCAUUAGUAUCAUAAACAGGAAAUGU
This is a messenger RNA of Apaloderma vittatum (bar-tailed trogon), 1497 nucleotides long. RefSeq names its product acetylserotonin O-methyltransferase-like (gene ASMTL). Gene Ontology annotation, molecular function: O-methyltransferase activity; nucleoside triphosphate diphosphatase activity. The annotation marks the transcript as partial. The record is from RefSeq and is a predicted model, not a curated record. NCBI's taxonomy places the organism in Eukaryota, Metazoa, Chordata, Aves, Trogoniformes, Trogonidae. The transcript has 7 exons.